Messenger RNA from Labrus mixtus (cuckoo wrasse), 3151 nucleotides. It is a transcript of the gene tfap2d, whose product is annotated as transcription factor AP-2 delta (activating enhancer binding protein 2 delta). The coding region runs from base 263 to 1636 and encodes 457 amino acids. Gene Ontology annotation, cellular component: nucleus. Gene Ontology annotation, molecular function: RNA polymerase II transcription regulatory region sequence-specific DNA binding; DNA-binding transcription factor activity, RNA polymerase II-specific. Lineage: Eukaryota; Metazoa; Chordata; Actinopteri; Labriformes; Labridae. The transcript is spliced from 8 exons. The record is from RefSeq and is a predicted model, not a curated record. Gene Ontology annotation, biological process: regulation of transcription by RNA polymerase II; regulation of cell population proliferation; anatomical structure development.
UACCAAGGGACCUACGACAUCAGCCGAGAAAUACCCUGCAAGUACAAAAUCCGUGCGCCAGCCCCGUCCGUGCAGAGGGGAGACGCUCGCGUUCCGCCUGCUUUCUGCCGUUACCGAGAGCGCGCGAGGGGGGACUUUUCCAUUUUCUCUCGCUUUUUGAGGAUUUUAACGCAUUUUUAUUACUACUACUAUUAUUAUUAUUCGACCUGGGCCAUAGAGCGGAGGGAGAGAAAAAAACACUGGUUACUUUGGAGAAAGCACAAUGUCAGCGACCUUCCCCGGACUUGUCCACGACGCAGAGAUACGUCACGACGGAUCAAACAGCUACCGGCUCAUGCAGCUCGGGUGCCUGGAGUCCGUGGCCAACUCCUCGGUCGCCUACUCCUCCUCCUCCCCGCUCACCUACCCGGCGCCGGCGGGGACGGAGUUCGCCUCGCCCUACUUCUCGGCCAACCACCAGUACACGCCCCUCCACCACCAGUCCUUCCACUACGAGUUCCAGCACUCCCACCCGGCCGUGGCCCCGGAGGCCUACGGCCUGAACUCGCUGCACUCGGGCCAGUACUACCAGCAGAUCCACCACGGGGAGCCCGCCGACUUCAUCAACCUGCACAACGCGCGCUCGGCCCUCAAGUCCUCGUGCCUGGACGAGCAGCAGCGGCGCGAGCUCGGCUGCCUCGACGCUUACCGGCGCCAUGACCUGUCGCUGAUGACGUCACACGGCUCCCAGGCCUACGGUGUCGGCAUGCACCACCCGGACCAGAGGCUGCUGCCCGGAGCCGGUCUGGGUCUCCCUCCACCAUCAGACGACCUACAGGGCUCCGUGGAGGCGCAGUGUGGGCUCGUGCUGAACGGCCAAGGGGGCGUCAUCCGGAGAGGCGGGACAUGUGUGGUGAACCCUACAGAUCUGUUCUGCUCCGUACCGGGCCGCCUGUCGCUGCUCAGCUCCACCUCCAAGUACAAAGUGACCAUCGCCGAGGUGAAAAGAAGACUGUCCCCACCAGAGUGCCUCAACGCCUCCUUACUGGGCGGCAUACUUCGCAGAGCAAAGUCUAAGAACGGAGGCCGGUGUCUUCGGGAGAAGUUAGACCGUCUGGGCCUCAACCUGCCGGCAGGACGGAGGAAAGCUGCCAACGUCACUCUGCUCACCUCCCUGGUGGAAGGUGAGGCGCUCCACCUGGCGCGGGACUUCGGCUACACCUGCGAGACAGAGUUUCCCAGCAAGGCGGUGGGGGAACAUUUGGCGAGGCAGCACAGCGAGCCGAAAGAAACCAGCGCACGCAAGAAGAUGGUUCUGGCCACAAAGCAAAUCUGUAAGGAGUUCCAGGACUUACUGAGCCAAGACCGCUCUCCUCUGGGCUCCUCAAGACCCACCCCCAUCCUGGACCUGGACAUCCAGAGACACCUCACACACUUCAGUCUGAUCACUCACGGCUUCGGCACGCCGGCGGUCUGCGCGGCUCUCAGCACCUUCCAGACGGUCCUGAGCGAGAUGCUCAACUACCUGGACAAGAACUCGAGCGGGAAGACGAGCGGGCCGAACGACCAACAGAUCAACAACAGCUCGGAAAAGACGCAGCUCCGGAAAACAGCCGAGUCGCAGAGCAAAGACGGGAAAACGGAAAAGACUGAGUAGCCCCCCCACACCUGGUCCCCGUGCCUUGGAGCGCUACAUUUAGGAGUGUGUGUGUGUGCUCACGUGUGUGUGUGUGCCUCAUACGUUUUCUUCUUUGGGACAAUUCCUAUUUAUUUUUAAUUUAUUUAUCUUAUUUUUGACAAGUAACUCCAACCCGAAGUGUCCCAAACAAGACAUCCAGAUGAACGAGUGAUAACCCUGUUUGGCAGGGCGUGUGUUCAUAAGUGUGUCUGCAUAUGUGUGUGUGUGUGUGUGUGUGUGUGUGAGUGUGUGUUUGUAAUGACAGUGGAGGAGCCUCACCAUGGAGUCGGCUGACUCAUCCAGGACUGUUUAUACGUUUAUUUCUUUAUUCUGGAAACAGUAGACAUGCUGACAUCACAGUUUUCCAGUACUGGGGGGUACACUGCCAACACACGUUAUACAGGUGCACACACAAACACACACACGCACACACACACACACACACACACACACACACACACACACACACACACACACACUAGAGGGGUUCUUUUGGUAAUUUGAUCUCAACCCAGCUAUGUCAGGUGUUGCUUUUCUGCAAGAUACAAACAAUUGAAACUCUUUUGGUUGGUCCUCUGGAGGUUCAUUUUUUCUAUUUUUGUAAAAUCUCUUUGUUUUGUUUUUUUACCCAUUCUCAGUGAACUUCACCAAAAUUAAUUCACUUUUCCAACCACUUUUAAUACAUUCAAUUUGGGGGUGAUGUCCUGAUUGCAGCCCUUAAUCAAGCAUGUCGGAACGUGAAAGUCUAACAUCUUCCCAGAGCUCAAAGAGAAGUCUUCAAAUUGUUUCUUUUGUCAAACCAAAAGAAUCAAAAGACUUUAUUUAGAAAAAUGGAAAAAUCAACAAACUUGUUUUUUCAUUAGCAAAUGAUUGAAAUAUUUGUUUGAAAAAUCACCAAACUAUGAAAUGAUUAUCUAAAAAUGUGCUCUCUGAAUCACUCAUGUAAUAAACGGAUUAAUCAAUGCAGCUCAAAAACACAUAAAGUACAUUUGACCCCUCCCCCCUCCCUCCCCUGUACCUGUGAGAUCACCUGUGAGAUCACCUGAACUCCACCGAGCAGACUUUAUUUUGAUUUCUUUUUGUCGUACAAUCAGCGCCAGAGCAAAGCAACCAGUGUGUUUUUUCAAGAGACUGUUUCAGGAUGUGACACCACUGCCUGAGGUUAUAGGCUACACUGUGGUGUGUGUGUGUGUGUGUGUGUGAAUGUGUGAAUGAUAAAGAGAGAGACAGAGAGAGAAGGGUCCAACUCAGCCAUUUUGUAAAAGGUGACUCUGCGGUCGCCGUCGUUCCUCUUCCCUGUGCAUGUCUAUCUUUGUACACUCCCCCUGGAUCGCAAGUUUAGCCGACACGAGCUCUCCGAGUCGCCCAUGAACAUUUGUAAAGAUAUAUAUAAAUAUUUAAAUUACUUUUCUUGUAGGCUUUCAACUAUAUAUAUGUUAAAUCCCUACCUUCUAAAAUGCUGGUGUUCAAUAAAGACAGUUGCUACGUGUUCUA